Molecule: messenger RNA, 1244 nt
Organism: Tilletiopsis washingtonensis
Lineage: Eukaryota; Fungi; Basidiomycota; Exobasidiomycetes; Entylomatales
Product: putative RPN7-subunit of the regulatory particle of the proteasome
Exons: 6
Coding region: 12-1244 (410 amino acids)
Biological process (GO): proteasome-mediated ubiquitin-dependent protein catabolic process
Cellular component (GO): proteasome regulatory particle
Molecular function (GO): protein binding
Source: RefSeq, a predicted model, not a curated record
CUCGUUCCAGCAUGUCCACCUCCACCGCAGACGCCGCCAAGGCGCCCGCCGCCACUACGGCAGCAGCGGCAGACGACGAUGUGCCCCAGCCGCUGCCCAACCUGGCGCUGCAGCAGCUCCACUUUGCCAUCCUCAGCCCACGCACCGAGCAGGCCGAGCGCAAGCAGAAGGCCGAGGAGCUGCUGAAGGGCAUCGAGGCCGACGAGAUGGCGCCCUACCUCUCCGCCCUUCUGGCCGGCCCGGCAGGCGAUGUGCUGCCCUCGCGCGCAAAGGAGCUCCUGGCGCCGCUGCAGGCCAAGAACGAGGAGGCGCUGCGGCUGAUGGACGAGGCGCAGACGCGCUUGGAGGAGAAUGAGGGCGAGAUGGAAGUCAAUGCCGUGCGGCGGCAGCGCGCCAAGUAUCUGGCGCGCAUCGGCGACAAGGACCGCGCACUGGAGGCGCACACCACUGCGAUCGAGAAGGCCGCAGGCCUGGGCUCUCGACUCGACCUUACAUUGGCGCAGAUUCGCAUCGGUCUCUUCCACGGCGAUGCCACUGUCACGACUGAGGGCAUUGCACGCGCCAAGGAGUUGGUGGAGGAAGGCGGCGACUGGGACCGGCGCAACCGCUUGAAGGUGUACGAGGGCUUGCACCUGCUCUCCAUCCGGCAGUUCAAGCAGGGCGGCGAGCUCUUCCUCGACGCCCUCUCGACGUUCACCGCAACGGAGCUGAUCUCGUACAACGAGUUCGUCACGCUCACCGUGCUGGCGAACAUGCUGAGUCUGGAGCGGAGGGAGAUCAAGAAGAAGAUCAUCGAGUCGCCCGAGGUGCUGCAGGUCAUCGACGAGAUCCCACACCUGCGCACCUUCACCACAUCCCUCUACGGCUGCGACUACGCCACGUUCUUCGUCGCGCUGGCCGCCGUCGAGCAGACGCACCUGCUGCCGUCGCGCGUGCUCUCGACGCACACGCGCUUCUACGUGCGCAGCAUGCGCGUGCUGGCGUACCAGCAGCUGCUGGCGAGCUACUCGAGCGUGACGCUCCAGGCCAUGGCGAGCGCGUUUGGCGUGAGCGAGGGCUUCAUCGACGAGGAGCUGGCGCGCUUCAUUGCCGCGGGUCGGAUCAGUGCGGCGAUUGAUCGCGUGUCGGGCACGAUCGAGACGCGGCGCUCGACAAGCACGACGGCGGCGUAUGAACGCGUGCUCAAGGAGGGCGAUGUGACGCUGAGCAGUCUGCAGAAGCUCAGCCGGACGCUCGUUGGCUAG